This is a messenger RNA of Columba livia (rock pigeon), 847 nucleotides long. RefSeq names its product ABRA C-terminal like (gene ABRACL). Gene Ontology annotation, biological process: regulation of actin filament-based process. The coding region runs from base 245 to 490 and encodes 81 amino acids. The record is from RefSeq and is a predicted model, not a curated record. The transcript is spliced from 3 exons. Lineage: Eukaryota; Metazoa; Chordata; Aves; Columbiformes; Columbidae.
GUGGUGCCGCGGAGGAGGGAGCGCCCUUCCCUCCGCUCCCGGGGAGAGAGGUGCGGCCCGGGCAGUGGCGGGCGGGGGCGGCUGCCGGGGCUCUUCGCACGCGUUUCCCGGUGCGCCCUGCGCAGGCGGCGGUGGGAGCCCCGGCUGGCCGUGCCGGGCAGAGCCCGGGGAGGCGGGGGCUCCUGCCGGGGGUGCCUCUGGAAGGCAGAGGGACCGCGCCGAGGAGCCAUGUUCUCAGACCACAAUGAACGUGGAACAUGAAAUUAGCCUCUUAGUUGAGGAGAUUAGGCGGUUGGGAACCAAAAAUGCUGAUGGACAAGUGAGCGUGAAAUUUGGUGUGCUCUUCGCUGAUGAAAAGUGUGCCAACCUCUUUGAAGCCCUUGUAGGAACUCUUAAGGCGGCAAAACGACGGAAGAUUGUCACUUACCCAGGGGAGCUACUUUUACAAGGUGUACACGACAAUGUUGAUAUCAUGCUACUGCAGGACUGAUGUAGUGUUUCAGCUAUGCAUUAAUAGAAUUGAGACAAUGACUUGCAACAUCCUCUGAAUAAGGCUGAUUGUUCUACGGUGUUUUGAUGUAUUUUCUAUAUCUUUAUAUUCAAAAGGAAACUGUCGUAUUUUGGAAAACAUUCCCUUUUGUAAUUCUUCCUAAAGUGGUACUGUGUGUAAGGUAAAAGAUGCAAGAUUGUGCUUUUUUAAAUUUUUUUUUUUAAAUCUCAGGUAUAUGCUCUCAAAUGUCUGGUGGUUAUUUUCAACAUAUGAAGAAGGGGACUGGUAAUUUCAUGUUUACAAAUCAAAAUGUGCCAUGAAAGUACAAAAUUAAAACACAUAACUAAAUUUAUGCAA